AUGCCACAUAGUGCAAAUUCUAAUGUACUGCCAACAGAUCAACAAAGUUGGAAUAGAACUAUACUACAAAGAGAUAUGACGGUUUCAAUAGAAUCUGAACGACCAGGAAACAUUAAUUUGAAUAAUAGAAGAACAUCAGUGAUAGUCGAAGAACAAAUUUCAAAUUCACCACCAGCAUAUGAUGAAACGAGACGACAAAGUUCAGUAAAAAUUAAAACACAACAACAGUUUCUACUACCUCCAAGUUACGAAGAUUUUAUGCGACGACAAAAUAGAAACGACGAAACUAAUUUAUAA
Molecule: messenger RNA, 297 nt
Organism: Adineta steineri
Lineage: Eukaryota; Metazoa; Rotifera; Eurotatoria; Adinetida; Adinetidae
Source: the annotation of a GenBank genome assembly